UUUGGAGUUUCCUGUUCACGCCUGCACAGAAGAAGAAGAAGAUCAAAAUGGCGGAGCGUGGCUAUAGUUUCUCUCUCACCACAUUUAGCCCCUCGGGUAAACUGGUCCAGAUUGAAUAUGCGCUGGCAGCUGUAGCAGCAGGAGCUCCUUCAGUUGGCAUCAAAGCUACUAAUGGAGUGGUCCUCGCUACGGAGAAGAAGCAGAAAUCCAUUCUGUAUGACGAACAGAGCGUCCACAAAGUGGAACCCAUUACCAAACACAUAGGCAUGGUCUACAGUGGCAUGGGACCUGACUACAGGGUUUUAGUGCGACGAGCCCGGAAGCUGGCACAGCAGUACUAUCUGGUGUACCAGGAGCCAAUUCCUACAGGCCAGCUUGUCCAGAGGGUGGCCUCUGUAAUGCAGGAGUACACACAGUCUGGCGGAGUGCGCCCAUUCGGUGUGUCACUGCUGAUAGCUGGUUGGGAUGAGGAUCACCCCUACUUGUUCCAGUCUGAUCCCUCUGGAGCAUAUUUUGCAUGGAAGGCCACAGCCAUGGGAAAGAACUACGUCAAUGGAAAAACAUUCCUUGAAAAAAGGUAUAAUAAUGACCUGGAGUUAGAAGAUGCUAUUCACACAGCCAUCCUUACAUUGAAGGAGAGUUUUGAGGGUCAGAUGACAGAGGAGAACAUUGAGGUGGGAAUCUGCAAUGAGGCCGGGUUCAAAAGACUGACCCCAGCAGAGGUGAAAGACUACCUGGCAGCCAUCGCGUGAACACACCCUCUCUGAAGGGCCAUCUGGCUACAUUUCGAAACAGAUUUAGCAGCACGGUGGCCAAUUGACACAAGGAACAGAAGAGUAUGUCCACAACAACAUAAUGAAGACAUGCAUAUCCCUAUUGACCAUUACUACUCAAUGUCUACACAAAUGUUUAUUCUUAUGGACAUAAGAAAAUAAAUGAGCUUUACCCUAACACGUACUCUUGAUGUCCUUUGUGACAAUUGGCUUGUGUGCACGCUGAAAAGGUUUUGAGUUCUGAGAGAAAUCUCAGCUCUUCCAUUGAAUCUUCAAUUCUUACUCCUCAAAGAACUGCGCUGAGUUUGAGGACACACCUCUUCUGCAUAAUACAUUUAGCUAAAAAACAUAUUUGUGUAAUAAUCAAACUUCGAGGUCAUGACAAAUGUUUUUCUUUACACUCAACAAAAGAUAUUUUUCAUUCUUUUAAUACAUUUGAGUUAGAUUUUUAAAAAAAGAAGCAGGUUUUGGAGGAUUCAAUGGCGAGGCUUGAGAUUUUACAGUCAAGAUCUGAUUGCUGUACUACCGUUUUACAUGAUGUACUUUUUUUCAGGCUUAAUACAGUUCUUAAAUUUGUAUUUUCUCCACUGUUAUGUGUCGCUUAUUCAAAUAAAGAAUGGUGAACUGUUGA
This is a messenger RNA of Xiphophorus maculatus (southern platyfish), 1404 nucleotides long. RefSeq names its product proteasome subunit alpha 2 (gene psma2a). Lineage: Eukaryota; Metazoa; Chordata; Actinopteri; Cyprinodontiformes; Poeciliidae. The record is from RefSeq and is a predicted model, not a curated record. Gene Ontology annotation, cellular component: proteasome core complex; proteasome core complex, alpha-subunit complex. Bases 48 to 752 code for a protein of 234 amino acids. The transcript is spliced from 8 exons. Gene Ontology annotation, biological process: ubiquitin-dependent protein catabolic process.